CGGCCCCGCCCGGCCCCGAGCCGCCGCCGCCGCCGCCGCCCCUCGCCCGCCCCCGGCCCCGGGGCCGCGGCUGGCAGCGGCUGGGGCGGGCAGCGGCGGGGCUGAACGGGGCCAAACGGGGCCAAACGCCGCCAAACGCCGCCAAACGCCACCAAACGGGGCCGAACGCGGACAAACGGGGCCGAACGGGGGCUGAACGCGAUCAAACGGGGGCUGAACGGCACCGAACGGCACCGAACGGGGCUGAACGCAAAGCCAAACGGGGCCAAACGCCACCAAACGGGGCCAAACGCCACCAAACGGGGCUGAACGCGGCCAAACGGGACUGAACGGGACCGAACGGGGCUGAACGGGACCGAACAGGGCCGAACGGGGCCGAACGGGUCGCCAUGGCCGGCAGGACCCGCGGUGGCGGUGGUGGCGGUGGCGGUGGCGGCGGUGGCGGCGAGGCGCUGCGGGUGGUGGCGCGGUGCCGUCCGCUGAGCCGCCGGGAGGAGGCUGCGGGCUGCGAACGCAUCGUGGAGCUGGAGCCCGGGCUUGGCCGCGUGAGCAUCCGCAACCCGCGCGCGGCGCCCGGCGAACCGCCCAAGACCUUCACCUUCGACGCCGUCUACGACGCCGGGGCGAGGCAGGCCGAGCUGUACGACGAGAGCGUGAGGCCGCUGGUGGACGCGGUGCUGCGGGGCUUCAACGGCACCGUGCUGGCCUACGGGCAGACGGGCACCGGCAAGACCUACACCAUGCAGGGCUCGUGGGCCGAGCCGGAGAAACGCGGCGUCAUCCCCAGCGCCUUCGAGCACAUCUUCACGCACAUCUCGCGCUCGCAGAACCAGCAGUACCUGGUGCGCGCCUCCUACCUGGAGAUCUACCAGGAGGAGAUCCGCGACCUGCUGGCCAAGGACCCCGGCAAGAAGCUGGAGCUGAAGGAGAGCCCCGAGACCGGGGUGUACAUCAAGGACCUCUCCUCCUUCGUCACCAAGAACGUCAAGGAGAUCGAGCACGUGAUGAACCUGGGCAGCCAGGCGCGCGCCGUGGGCAGCACCAACAUGAACGAGUACAGCUCGCGCUCCCACGCCAUCUUCCUCAUCACCGUCGAGUGCAGCGAGACGGGGCCGGACGGCGAGGAGCACAUCCGCGUGGGCAAGCUCAACCUGGUGGACCUGGCCGGCAGCGAGCGCCAGGGCAAAAUGGGAGCCCACGGAGAGCGCCCCAAGGAGGCCUCCAAGAUCAACCUCUCCCUCUCCGCCUUGGGCAACGUUAUCUCUGCCCUCGUGGACGGGCGCAGCACGCACAUCCCCUACAGGGACUCCAAGCUCACCCGCCUGCUGCAGGACUCCCUGGGGGGCAACGCCAAGACCAUCAUGGUGGCCACCCUGGGCCCAGCCUCGCACAGCUACGACGAGAGCCUCUCCACCCUCAGGUUCGCCAACAGGGCCAAGAACAUCAAGAACAAGCCCCGGGUGAACGAGGACCCCAAGGACACGUUGCUGCGGGAGUUUCAGGAGGAGAUCGUCCGGCUGAAGGCCCAGCUGGAGAAGCGCGGCAUGUUGGGCAAGAAGAGGAGAAGGAGCAGCCGGAGGAAGAAGGCGGUGGAUGGAGAAAGCGCCACGGAGAACGAAGGGGAGGAUGAGAACGAGGACGGCCUGGAGAAGAACAUGGAGAACUACCUGAAGGAGCAGAAGGAGAGGCUGGAGGAGGAGAAGGCCGCCAUCCAGGACGACCACAGCCUGGUGAGCGAGGAGAAGCAGAAGCUGCUGGAGGAGAAGGAGAAGAUGAUAGAGGACCUGCGGAAGGAGCAGGAGGCCACGGAGCUGCUGGCCACCAAGUACAAGGCCAUGGAGAGCAAGCUGCUGAUCGGCGGCAGGACCAUCAUGGACCACACCAACGAGCAGCAGAAGAUGCUGGAGCUGAAGCGGCAGGAGAUCGCCGAGCAGAAACGCCGCGAGAGGGAGAUGCAGCAGGAGAUGCUGCUGCGGGACGAGGAGACCAUGGAGCUGCGGGAGACCUACACGUCGCUGCAGCAGGAGGUGGAGAUCAAAACCAAGAAGCUGAAGAAGCUGUACGCCAAGCUGCAGGCGGUGAAGGCGGAGAUCCAGGACCAGCACGACGAGUACAUCCGCGUGCGGCAGGACCUGGAGGAGGCGCAGAACGAGCAGACGCGGGAGCUGAAGCUCAAGUACCUGAUCAUCGAGAACUUCAUCCCUCCGGAGGAGAAGAACAAAAUCGUCAACCGCCUCUACUUCGACUGCGAGGAGGACCAGUGGAAAUUCCAGCCGCUGGUGCCGGCCGGCGGGUGCGUGCGGCUCCCCGCCAGCUGGGGCGAGGAGCGGGGAAGCAGCAGCCAGAUGAAGAAGAGGCCCACGUCGGCCGUGGGGUACAAGAGACCCAUCAGCCAGUACGCACGCGUGGCCAUGGCCAUGGGAUCGCAUCCGCGCUACCGGGCUGAGAACAUCAUGUUCUUGGAGCUGGACGUCUCCCCUCCGGCCGUGUUCGAGUUUGAGCGGAGCAGGGACCCGGCCGAGCAGGACCCGCGGGCUCUGCACCUGGAGAGGCUGAUGCACCUCGACAGCCUCCUGGAGCGGCCGGCGGCCUCCCGCGUGAGGAAAUCCCGCUCCUGGUGCCAGACGCCGCGGUCGCUGCCGUCCUCCACCACGCACGUCGCCCUCGCCGCCGGCUCCCCGCGCGCCUCCACGACGCCGGCGCAGGAGUGACCGCCCCGAGCCCCUGCCCCGCGAGGACUGAGCCCGUCGGCGGCUGCCUCCAGCGCUGACGGGGCCAAGGAACGGCCCCGCCGGCAGCACCUCCACCGCCGGCAGCGCCUCCACCGCUCCCCGUUCGUCUUUGUCUUCAGCUACUUCGGUGUGCGCCUGUGUUUGUGUGAGACGCUCGUGAGCAGCCCCCCCUCCCCGGGGCGAUGGGAGCUGCCCCCUUCCUUCUUUUUCCUUCUUUUUCCUUCCUCCCCCUCACCUCCCCCCCCGCCUUCCCUAGUCUGAAUCUGUCACUUUAUUUAUUUAACGUAUUUAUUUAUGGAGUGGUCGGUGAGCAGAGGCAGGAGGCGCGGUGGCGCUGCGGGACGCCCGAGGCUGGCACCGCGCGGGUCCCUUCGCUGGGACGUGGGGCCCCGAGCCCGCCGAGCCCCCCACCCCAUGGCCCCUGAAGGCUUUGGCACGGGGCGAGGCAGCUCCGGACCCUCCCUGCUGCGCUCACCAGAUCCCACGGAGCUUCCCCUAAAGUCUGUGCUGCGGCUCGUGGCAACAUCUGCAAGGUUUUGGAGACGUCCCGGUGGCAGACCCUCACCCUGGGCUUUGUGGAGACCACGGGGGGCUCACCGGUGGCGGCGGCGAUGUCUCGCUGACUUCUGCACGUGGCUGAACCUCCACGCUGCCAGCUCCAUCCACCAUGAGGGCCUGGGAGAUGCCCAAAGGGCCUCUGGAGGUGGCUGCCCCGGUCCUGCGUGGCCGUCUGACACCCGGCUUGCCCUGACCGUGCGCGUGUGUGGCUGCAGAGCAAGGACAGGAGGUGGGGAGCUCCGUCCCCUUCCACCCAAGGAGCCACGUAGUCUGAGGAGCAGCAUUGCCUGAGUGAAACCCACACUACAAUUUCCAUCUUUUCUGGCAACUAAAGGAAAUGUGGCACAAAAUGGUGAUGCCUGGAGGAGUGACCUCAGCACAGCUCUCCUCUGGGCUGGAAACGCUGCGCUGGGGGCUGGGGAACGCUCCUGGUCGCUCUGGGGGUGGUGGAGGGAGAGCUGAUGGAUGUGAGAUGGGUAAUGGGUGUGAGCAGCAAGCAGCAGGGCUCCUCCGCCCGGCACAGCAACCAGAAACCCAUCCCAGGCAGCAGCACACGGCAUUGCCAGGACUGUCACUCGGUGUCCCCAAAUGGUUCAGCUUUGGGCAGUAGGGUCGGAGAGGGGUCCUGGGACCAUUUCCAUGCCAGGGCAGCAGCUUGGGCACGGAAAGCUGUGGUUUAUCUGGGAUGGUUUUCAGGUUUGGGGAGGUGGAGCUGAGUUAUGGGGUCCCGAUGGAUGGGGGAGCGACCCCCUGGUGCACCAGGACGUUGUGGGUUUGCUGAAGCCAGAAGGGAUGGGGUGCUGGUGUGGAGGGGAACCCUGAGCUACAGCUGCUUGGGACCAAGUGCCACCUCUCAGGAGAGGCCCCACAGCCACUCGGCCAGGCUGGGGUGCCCGAACCUUCGUGCUCUUCCCCUGACCCAUCCUCUGCUGUGGGACCUUCUCCCGUUCCCCCGUGGCACUGUCCUGCUUUGUGUUAACUGCCCCGUGCUUCUGCUGCCAUCCUCCCUUCUCCACCUGCUUUCUGUCUGAAUACAAACUUGCCCUGGAAGUUCGGGCAGGAAUUGAGCAGCGAAGGCUGCACCGUUGGGUAGGGAAAAAAAAAUCCCAGGGAGGGGAGCGAGCGCGUGGUGCUGCUGAGCGCAGGGCAGGGCGCACAAGGAAGGGGCUUUGGAGGUGGAGGAUGGGUCCCUGGGUCUCUCCCGUGGCUGGUGGCGAUUUCAGCCCGCUCACAGCACCGUGGCAGGGUGGGGAAGCAGAGGAUGGAGACCCAGCUCCUCCUUCCAUUUCCAGGAUGGCCUCGGGGAGCACAAAGUUGGGAAGCAGAGACCUAAGAAAGGAAAUCUGUCUGCACGGCAUCCUGCAGGGGUAUUUUCUCUUCCCUUCUUCCUCGCCUUCCAGCUGCCCCAAGUUCAUUUUCAGCCGGGUCGGUGGCUCCUUGAGACCCGAGGUGGGGAACCAGGGCACAGCAGGCGAGGCCGAGGGCUGGUGGCAGGGGCCAGCAACGUGCUGCCACCCACGGGCUCCAUCACCUGCCUGGCUUCUGGAGCUUGUUUUUCGUGGGACAAUCCCUGUGUCCCCAUCCAGGGCUGCUCGCCAAAACGCCUCCAGGCCAUGCGCCGUGGGCCGGGGACGCUGCUGCCCCUGCCUUGCAAUGCUGGGCCAGGCCACUCGCAGCCUCCCUGCGUGGCUGCAACGAGCUGGGGUGAAUUAUUUGUACCGUUCCUCGUUCUUUGUACGUCGGUGCGUGUGGUAUUUCCAUAGGGGUGUGUGUAGGCGUGUGUGGGUGCGCGCGUGUGUAGCCAAGGGAUCUCUUCACCUUCGAUGUGCGUGUGAGUCCAGGGGCAAGUUCCAGAGGGGGGGCAGUGGGCUGGGGUGGGGCCCUUUUUUUUUUUUUAUUAUUUUAAUUGGUUAUUUAGUUAUUUUUGGUUUCAGGUUUGGAUUUUAUUUAUUUUUUUUUUUUGCAAGGGGUGGGCUGGGGUCUGUUUCGGAUCGAUGGACAAGGUGAGGGCCUUGAUUAGAACCAAAUUUUUGUGCCUGUUGCUAUGGUGACCUGUUUAGAAAUCAAAAGUUUACCGUACGGUGGCCCAUCCUUGUCGCUAUACAUAAUGAAUAUACGGGACAUAUUAUAAAUAUAUAUAUAUUAUACAUACUGUAUGGAGAGAGGUCACGGAUCUCACCCCCCCCUCUGGCUUUGGAUGGACACCUCCUCAAUAUUCUGUAAUGUAGCUUUGACUCGGUGCUGGGCGUGCUCAGAAGGCGCCGGCACUCCUCAAAAACUGGCAAUGACACCAAUAAAGGAAUGAGCAUCAUCGCG
Anas platyrhynchos (mallard) is the source of this 5606-nucleotide messenger RNA. It is a transcript of the gene KIF3C, whose product is annotated as kinesin family member 3C. The record is from RefSeq and is a predicted model, not a curated record. Gene Ontology annotation, biological process: mitotic cell cycle; microtubule-based movement. Gene Ontology annotation, molecular function: ATP binding; microtubule binding; microtubule motor activity. Lineage: Eukaryota; Metazoa; Chordata; Aves; Anseriformes; Anatidae. Gene Ontology annotation, cellular component: microtubule.